Messenger RNA from Annulohypoxylon maeteangense, 956 nucleotides. RefSeq lists its product as uncharacterized. NCBI's taxonomy places the organism in Eukaryota, Fungi, Ascomycota, Sordariomycetes, Xylariales, Hypoxylaceae. Bases 109 to 912 code for a protein of 267 amino acids. The record is from RefSeq and is a predicted model, not a curated record. The transcript has a single exon.
GGGAUUAUGAGGAUUACAAAUAGUUCCAAGAAAUAAACUACAACGAUCUUCGAACUUCAUCAAAAACAAGCGUUAUCUCUUGGCCGAUUCUUCUGUGAAGCUCCAGUAAUGUCUGAUACCAAAGACGUCCACUCCCCCCUUCUCACUCCGGGGUCGAGGACAUCCGUUCCUCAGUUAGGAUCACCCUCGGUACCUAAACCAUCUAAAGCCCCCAACUCACCUCAGAAAUCUAACCCGACAAACCCCACGCCGACGGAUCCGGCACCCAUCAAGACAGUCACAAAUCUAUCCUGGGGAGCACCAGCAGGUCUCGCCAUCCGUGGUCCCAACGACGAAAAUCUGUUAAUAUUCAGAAAGGCUUUAGGCAUAAAUUACCACCGCGAAGCUACUGACAGCGGUACCCUUGAAGAAGGACGAAAAUCCGCCAUCGGAAUAUACAAAUCCGUCAUUGAAUCCCAACAAACCAAAGGCAUCCAACAUGCCUUACUGACUGCCUUUCUCUACCUUUGUUACUUUGCCCAGAUCGUCAUCGGUGCAGCACUGACAGCCGUUGGUCCUAACUCUGGACGAUAUGAAACACUCAUCACGAUUCUCGGUGCCAUCAACACAAUACUAGCAGGUGUCCUGGCUCUCAUCAAGGGUUCGGGACAACCUCAGAGGAUGGAGAAGGAUCGUGUUGGAUUUAGAAGAUUACAAGAUUGGAUUGAAGAGACUGAGGCUCUGCUAGCGGUGGGGGUCAUUGGUCGCAAUAGGAAGGAAGUUGGACUACUUGUCGAAAGCGCGUUCAAGCGUUACAAUGCGGCGAAGAUGAGCGUAGAGAAUAACAGCCCGGACUUUUACGUCAACCAGCCCGAAUCAAACGACGACUCGAUGGAUGCGGCCGGAAAACCACUGAAGCCGACCGGGCCUUAGGCGAAGCAUCGGCGCUUCUGGAUAGAGAUACAGUCGCUUGCUUG